AGCUCGAUAACUCGAAUAACGCCAGAUGCGAUGCAGCCAGUAGUACUUAUUUGCCGAACGCGUAUUUGCUACGCCGCUCGCAGGAAAACACCAAGCAAAUGUGCAGGUGCAUGGCCACCACAGGCAAUUUCGGACUCUCAUCACAGCACUUGAUCGAAUCAUUGGCGUCGCUAUCCUGGCAUUGGUGUGCUCGGCGGCUCUCGUUUUAUAGGCUGCUCUCGAGCGCAGGUGAAGCUACGAGCCAGUCUGUUGCAUGUCUGGUGUCUCCGACUCUGGUUCUGCCGUGCUUGGUCUUUGCUGCAAGGCUACAGCAUGGAGGCAAACAUCCCAUGAGACCCAUCGCGGCGGAAACUGGGAUGCCGGUGAACUUAUAUUUGCAUAGGCGCUUGCACAUUGGCCCUGGGCACCCUUUCUACAGCUUUGCAGCUUGAAUGCUGGGUUGGGAAGAGCUGUGAGAUUGCUGCACUCUGUGGCAUGAAGCACGGGCCUCAUUGUGGUGAUUGACGUGCUCCCUCGCCGUC
This is a messenger RNA of Paraphaeosphaeria sporulosa, 521 nucleotides long. RefSeq lists its product as uncharacterized. The record is from RefSeq and is a predicted model, not a curated record. The coding region runs from base 99 to 431 and encodes 110 amino acids. NCBI's taxonomy places the organism in Eukaryota, Fungi, Ascomycota, Dothideomycetes, Pleosporales, Didymosphaeriaceae. The transcript has a single exon.